Messenger RNA from Cyprinus carpio (common carp), 2419 nucleotides. RefSeq lists its product as uncharacterized. Lineage: Eukaryota; Metazoa; Chordata; Actinopteri; Cypriniformes; Cyprinidae. The record is from RefSeq and is a predicted model, not a curated record. Gene Ontology annotation, biological process: regulation of transcription by RNA polymerase II. Gene Ontology annotation, molecular function: DNA-binding transcription factor activity; RNA polymerase II cis-regulatory region sequence-specific DNA binding.
UUAAAAUAAAACAAAGAGGAAGUACUUACAUUUUAUUGCAACUUUAUUGGGAGUUCAACGUUUUGAUUAUUUUCUUCUCACUCUGGCUGUACAAACUGUCAAACACAGGUUGAGUUGAUUUUGCUGCAUUUCUCUUAACUGUGGUCACGAUGUCCCGGUUUGAGCUUUUUCAGAGUCAAAGCGCUCUGGUCAUGUCUUUACUGACGGACUCUGCUAAACACGAGAUACGAAAGACUUUUACAAGCAGCUCCGAUGAAUCCAGUCUCUCCAUCAAACCAAACGAUACUCAGAUUCAGAUGCUUAAUUCCAUAAUGGACAGGUUUGCCAAAGAAGUGGUGCAGAAGAUUUGCAGUCUCUUCAGAUACUGUUCAUCUGUUGCACCAGUUCCAGCUCAGAUAUGUUUGAAGGGUCGAGCCGAGCUGAGGAGGACUUCAUCUCAGAAGGGUCGUGAUCUCAGUGGAGCAACCCAUAGCCAUAACCAAGAGUUUCAGGCAGAUGCUGUAACUCUCUCUGUGAGUCCUCUGAAGGAUCCUGCAACAUCGUCUCACCAGCAACCUUCAACCACUGAACCUGCACAGGAAAGUAAUGCAAGCAGAUGUCUUAUGGUGGAGGACAGAGCAGAAGAAACCAUCCAGACAAUAUUCAACAGUGACGCUGAUGACAGAGUCUGGUCUGAAGAUCAGGAAGAAGUGUUCCAGACGUCAACCAAUCAACCUGAAGUUCCACAAGCAAAAGAGUCUUUUGAAUGCGAGCAGUGCGGAAAGGCCUUUCCAAAGAUGUUUUCUCUCGUGCAGCAUAAACGCGUGCAUUCAAUCGUGAGGCCUCACAGUUGUGAAAAGUGCGGAAAGAAAUUCACACUGCUGAGAGCGCUAGAGACCCACCGUCGCAAACACACGCAGAAGCUUGAAAAGAAGAAAUUUCCCUGCGCUACUUGCGGAAAGAGCUUCAGAGAUCUCGCAGCGCACAAACUGGUCCAUGCGGAAGUCAAACCAUUUACCUGUGAUAUAUGCGGACAAGGAUUCACAAUCAAAAGAAGUUUAUACAUGCACCAGAGGGUGCACACGGGCGAAAAACCAUACAGAUGCGACACCUGUGGAAAGUGUUUCUCCCUGAUUGGCACGUUGAACUACCACAAGAGAAUUCAUUCGAACGACAGGCCGAUAAAAUGCAGCCACUGCAAUAAGAGCUUUAAAUACCAUAAGCUUUUAAAACACCACCUCCGCGUGCACACAGGAGAGAGGCCGCAUACAUGUGACAUCUGUGGGAAAAGCUUCGCGCUUUCCGGGACUCUAAAACGCCACAUCCUCAUUCACACCGGCAACAAGCCGUACGUCUGCGAGGUGUGCGGCAGAAGAUUCAACCAGAGAAGCACUCUAAAAUGCCACAUGAGAGUUCACGGAGAAAAGCGAUUUAUGUGUGAAAUGUGUGGGAAAACGUUCCAGUAUAAUUACGCCCUGAGGAACCACAUUCUAACACACAAUAAGAUUGGAAAUCCAGGCGAUAAAAGUAACGCUCAGCGCUGCGACGUGUGCGGGAAGUUCUUGAGCUCUGCCUACACAUUAAAAGCUCACUUACAACUGCAUUCGGACAACAGCAAACCUUAUAUGUGCACGUUAUGUGACAGAAGGUACAGCAGCGUACAUUCCCUCCGGAUGCACGAGCAGCUUCACACCGGAGAGAAACCUUUCAAGUGCGAGAUCUGUGGGAAGGACUUUUCUGUAAAGGCUUCGUAUAAAACCCAUAUGUUUCUGCAUUCAGGAGAAAGACCUCACAAAUGCGUUUUGUGUGGGAAAAAAUUCAAGCUGUCGAGCUCUUUGAAGAUGCAUAUACGCACUCAUACCGGUGAAAAACCACACAAGUGUGAAACGUGUGGGAAGGCGUUUCAUUUAUCGGCCAAUUUGAAAAGGCACAGGCUCGUGCACACCGGGGAAAAGCCGUUUAUCUGUGACAUUUGUUUGAAGAGUUUCACACAGCCCAACCAUUUGAAGGCACACAUGCACAUUCACACUGGGAAAAAGCCGCACAAAUGCACUAAGUGCUGGAAAACUUUUGCCUAUCAGAGAAAUUACAAAGAUCACAAAUGCACUCCACUUUGAGAGAUUUCAGACUGCUGAACUUGUGUCUGCCUACACGUCCUUGGAUUUCAUGUAGGAUUGUAAAUCAUUUUGUGCAAGUUACAAGAAAUUCUUGACUGUAUUUAUACAUAAAAAUAAAUGUUUCCCUUGUAAUUUUGGAAAUAGUUGCACAUUAUAUUUGAAUUGUUUAUGUGUAUGUGUUAUUUAAAUGAAGUAUAUUAAACUAAAAGCCAUUGUGUAAAUCAAAUCACAUGUCUUAUAAUAAACAUAAUACCAGUGGCUCCACUUAAGGAUACGUGAGUCUACUUAUUAAUAUUUUUUCAGGUCCUAAAAUAUAUAAACAU